This is a messenger RNA of Marasmius oreades (fairy-ring Marasmius), 626 nucleotides long. RefSeq lists its product as uncharacterized. NCBI's taxonomy places the organism in Eukaryota, Fungi, Basidiomycota, Agaricomycetes, Agaricales, Marasmiaceae. Gene Ontology annotation, cellular component: large ribosomal subunit; mitochondrion. Bases 33 to 434 code for a protein of 133 amino acids. The transcript is spliced from 3 exons. The record is from RefSeq and is a predicted model, not a curated record. Gene Ontology annotation, biological process: translation. Gene Ontology annotation, molecular function: structural constituent of ribosome.
CACUCAAAAACCUCCACCAGGAUCAAAAUUCCAUGUCGUCGAGGAUAUUGAACAGGGCAUCGAGCCAGAUCCAAGGGUGUUUUAGAAGACAAUCACCCGCAUUUCGUGCAAUUUCUACCCAACCCGAAACAUCUUCUACUGUUUUCGACGCUCCCACAACCCACUUCAAAAUAACUCUACGUAGAUCUGCCAUCUCCCUUGGAGACAAAAUAAAAGGUACCCUUGAAUCGCUUGGUAUACACCGUCGGAUGCAAACGGUGUACCACCGUCAUUCGCCGGAGACCGCUGGAAAGAUUCUUCGCGUUAAAGAGUUGGUGGAGGUUGAGAAUGUUACGGAAGCAUUAGUGAGGACCAAGCAGCAACAGACGUUGGAAAGACGGGCGAAGAGAGGAUAUAAAGUUGUCGGGUCGAGUUUGAGAGAUAAAGUGUUUUGAGUGACUAUCUGCAACAUAAUUAGUUUCAAUGACUUUAACUUCAAUAUCUGGAUUCUGAGUCUGAACGUCCAACCCGUGAACGAGUUACCCGCUUGGUCAAAACUGUAGCCCCCUUAGGUGACAUUCAUGUCGAUACUUGUAUUCCUUGAAUCUUGGAGAAAGCAUCUAACGUGCAAAGGUGCAAAGGAGGUC